Molecule: messenger RNA, 549 nt
Organism: Synchiropus splendidus (mandarinfish)
Lineage: Eukaryota; Metazoa; Chordata; Actinopteri; Syngnathiformes; Callionymidae
Product: gamma-crystallin M3-like
Exons: 3
Coding region: 19-549 (176 amino acids)
Biological process (GO): lens development in camera-type eye; visual perception
Molecular function (GO): structural constituent of eye lens
Source: RefSeq, a predicted model, not a curated record
AACACCUCCACCACCAACAUGGGCAAGAUCAUUCUUUUCGAGGAGAGAAACCUCAUGGGUCGUUCUGUCGAGUGCAUGAGCGACUGCCCUGAGCUGACCUCCAACCUGAGCAGGUGCAUGUCCUGCAGGGUGGAGAGCGGUUGCUUCAUGAUCUACGAGCGCUCCAAUUUCAUGGGGAACCAGCAUCUGCUGACCAGGGGUGAGGUCUCUGACAUCACCAGUCUGAUCGGAAUGAGCAGCGGCGUGAAGUCCUGCCGUCUGAUCCCCAUGCACAGAGGACAGUUCCGGAUGAGGAUCUACGAGAGGGAGAACCUCAGCGGACAGAUGAACGAGCUGAUGGAUGAUGUGGAGAACAUCCAGGAGCAGCUCCGUAUGAGUGACUGCCAGUCCUGCCAGGUGCUGGAGGGUCACUGGCUGCUGUUCGAGCAGCCCCACUUCAGAGGCAGGAUGAUCUACGUGAAGCCCGGGGAGCACAGAAGCAUCAGGGAGAUGGGAAUGAACAGCAUGAAGAUCAUGAGCAUGAGGCGUAUCACUGACAUGUGCAUGUAA